GCCCCUUCCCAUCUCACUCGGAUAGAGACGUUGGAGAGGACACCAUGUUUUCGUGUUGUCUCCCCCUGUACCGAGACCAAGGCGUCAAGAGAAGCAGCCAUAAGAGUGGGUUCCGCAGUGGCCCACGCUAUUUCGAUCCUCAGCUCAGACCCGUGUCGCCCUUGAAAUGGUUGGAGCCAGAGGACUUAACUCGGGUCAUAGCGGGACAGCAGCCACCCAGGUUCUGGAGGUGGCAUGCAACCUGGAAUCCAAGGCCGAAGAGAGUUUUAAGGUCCACCCUGGAUCCAGUUUCCAGCCCCGGCCUGCAGGCGCCCAGGCUCCCCAGGAAGUUCCCAGCAUGUGCCUACAUGCGGCCAAAUGGCCACGGGAAUCACUCCUGGCCAGAGUCCCUGGAGCCCGAGGAGGCAGAGCCCAAGGCACCGGCCCAGGAGGCAGAGGAGGCUCCUGCAGAAACACCUGAAGUCCAGACAGAGGCGUCUGACGAGGAGUCGGAUGAAGAGCUGGAGGCGUGGGCACCUCCAGAGCUCCUGCCACCUCCAUCAGCCUCUCCGGUGGCAGCUGUGGAGCCGGGGCCGGCCUGGGAGGCACCUGCAGACAUGACUGAGGCCCCACCACCCCUGGAUGAGGAGCCCUCCCUGGAACCUGCCCAGGGUCCUGCCUCAGAGGAGGAGCUGCCUCCUGAAAGCCCAGCAGCGCCAGCUCCAGAGCCGCAGGCUGAGACUGCUCGCCGUCUCCCCUCAGAAAAACUGAUUUCUUGGGGCAAUACAGAGCUUUCUCUUGGCUUCCUUGCAGUCUCCAGUGCCUUUGAUUUUGGAAAUGCUACCAGCUUGAUGACUGCAUUUUCAGUGGUGGACAUUUUUGAUAUGCCUCAGAAGCAAGGACUUACAAGAAUAUCUACUUCCCAGUGGUAA
Messenger RNA from Eptesicus fuscus (big brown bat), 911 nucleotides. RefSeq names its product proline-rich protein 36-like. Lineage: Eukaryota; Metazoa; Chordata; Mammalia; Chiroptera; Vespertilionidae. The record is from RefSeq and is a predicted model, not a curated record. The transcript has 5 exons. Bases 45 to 911 code for a protein of 288 amino acids.